UCCCGUACAUGAAGAUGAGAGAGAUGAAACACGAGUUAUUCAGUCCAGCAAUAUCAUUAAAGCAGCUGUUUAUUUGUGAAUGUUAAAAUAUAAAAGGUUCCAAUAAUUGUUUGAUUGAGGUCCAUAUUAAUAUAGACUAAUACUGACUGACACAGACGUCAACAUGCAAAUAAAGGGACAGACGUGGACAAAUACACAAAUAAAGAGGAAAUGAAUAUGAUGUUUUUGAGUAAUAAACAAAUGAUGUGAAAUGAUGUUCUGAAUGAGGGAUGAGAGCAGAUAUAAUGAUCACACUGUUUAAAGCUGCAGACAGAAACAUCAGACUCAGGACAGAAACACACGACCUCUAAAAAAUGGAGCAAACUCUAUAUUUCAUUCUUCUUCUCAUUGCUCUCUGCUCCGUAUCUGAAUGUGUUCAGCGUCAGUAUUACUUUAUAAACGUGACGAAGAACUGGACUGAAGCUCAGAGAUACUGCAGAGAGAAAUACACAGAUCUGGCCACCGUUGACAACAUGAACGACUUGAACGAGCUGAAGAAGAGUGUGAAUGAUUCCGGUCGUGAGUAUGUCUGGAUUGGGCUGCAGAGGAUGAGUGUUGAUAAAUGGCAGUGGUCUUCAGGUGAUCCUGCGCUCUAUCUGAACUGGGGACCUGGACAACCAGAUGGUGGAGAUGAGGAGUGUGCUGUGAUGAAGAAUGGACAAUGGCAUGAUGUGUCAUGUAGCAACAGCCAGACUUUCAUCUGCAAAAACACAAACACAGGACUCGUCUAUGUCAAUGAGAUGAAGAAUUGGAGAGACGCUCAGAGUUACUGCAGACAGAAUCACAUUGAUCUGGUCAGUGUGAGGAACCAGAAUGAGAGUCAACAGCUUCAGCAGUUCAUCAAUGAUAAUCACAUAUCUGGUGAUGUCUGGAUCGGUCUGUUCAGAGUCUCAUGGCAGUGGUCAGAUCAGAGUGACUCCUUAUUCAGAUACUGGAGGUCUGGUGAACCUAAUAAUGCUGGAGGAAAUGAAAACUGUACAGCGGUCAUUCAUCUCGCUCCGAGAGAAUGGAAUGACGUCCUUUGCAACAACCAAAAUCCUUUUGUGUGUCAUGAAGAAAAACUGAUUCUGAUCAAAGAGAAGCUGACGUGGUCUGAAGCUCUGAGAUACUGCAGACAGAAUCAUGUGGAUCUGGUCUCGGUUCAUUCAGAAGAGAUGCAGCGUGACGUGAUGAAUGUGGUUAAACAGGCGUCUACUAAGUUGGUGUGGUUGGGUUUACGUCACUCCUGCACUGUGGGCCUCUGGUUCUGGGUGAGCGGACAGACCGUGUGCUAUCAGAACUGGGCGAUUGAUGAUUCAGAGAACUGUGAUUCUGCAGUGAGAUCUGGAGCAGUUCAGUCUGGAGGAGGUCAGCGCUGGAUCAGCCGUCCUGAGACUGACAGACUCAACUUCAUCUGCAGCAGAAAUUAAGAGUGAAGGAUUCGUUUGUGCUGUUCUUUCACUUUCAUUUUGCCUUGUUCUAUCUUUUUUUUUUAAUUGACAAUCACUUUUUGUUCUGUUUUCAUCAGAUAAUGUGCUUAUAUCAGUACAAUUAAAUUAAUUUAAGAGUAUAAAAUACCAGUGUGCACUAUAUAUGUUUUAAAGACCCCAUGAAAUCAAAUUGAGUUUUCAUCUGUGGCUUUUAGAAACAUUUGGAAAUUGCAGUCAUUCUCUUCUGGAAAAAUAGCUCAAUAUUUUUAACACAGACUGUUCAAUCAAACACACUUACAGUCAACUAGACAUUAGAAGAUCAUGAUUCAAGGAUUUGGCAUAAAUCAUAUUGACUAUUUAAAAGAAAAUCAAAGUAAAGCACAAUCACAUCAGUUGAUUUCAUGGGAUCUUGGGAUUCUGGUGGUUUGGAUAUUUUCUUCUCUCCUGUUUCUAGUCAUAUCUUUACAAAUUACUUGUUUAAAAUGAUUUUAAAUGAUUGUGAGCAUCAUAGUGAAAUGAAAUAUUGUUUAUUCUUAAAGAAAAACUAAAAGUUGAGUAUAAAGUUUCUUGUAACCUGUAAUUCAACAACAUCAUCUCAAAUAAACUUAUUUACAA
Molecule: messenger RNA, 2063 nt
Organism: Megalobrama amblycephala (Wuchang bream)
Lineage: Eukaryota; Metazoa; Chordata; Actinopteri; Cypriniformes; Xenocyprididae
Product: C-type mannose receptor 2-like
Exons: 5
Coding region: 354-1448 (364 amino acids)
Source: RefSeq, a predicted model, not a curated record